UAUGACGCCAAACGCGUCAAUACGUCACUCCGUGGUCACCUACAAAAACCUGCCCAAGCGAGAUGGUCUUCAAGAUUUUUAUAUCAUCUCGUCUAGCCUCAACUAAGGCUUCAUCAAUCCAGUAUCAGCAUCUGCUCAUAAUAGUUAACCUUGUCGAAACAGUACGAGAUAUCAAGACUGAACCCGAACGAUGAAGCUACAACUAGCCUCCUGGCUGGUGUGUGCUCUUGCAACCGCUGAGGCGGUUGGAGCUUCCAACUGGUUCAGCAAAGCUGUCUACAACAAAUGGCACGAGACUGAGUUGGAACGCUGGCUUGCUGAUCAUGACAUUCCAUACCCUUCACCCGCUGACCGAAAAGAACUCGAGAACGCUGUGAAGACAAACUGGGAUCUCAAGGUCCAGAAACCUCUUGGUCAGCUCUCAGAUCACUCCGGCGACCGCUGGGAACACACCAAAGAAUGGAUUUUUGAUACAUGGACCGACUCUCAGUUAAAGGCAUUCCUUGACCGACAUGGUAUCCCUUCACCGCAGCCACGCCGUCGGGACACCCUGCUCAAGGCGGCUCGGGAGAACUACGAGGCCGUCGCAAAGAAGCUUGGUGAAGCCGCUCAUUACCCAGGCAAUUGGCUGUACGACCAGUGGAGUGAUUCCGAUCUGAAGCUCUGGCUCGAUGAGCGCGGAUGGCCUGCUCCUCAACCCACCACUCGGGACCGUCUGAUCGCGGCUGUUCGUCGCAACACCCGGCUAGCUAGUCUGCAGGCAAAGAACAUUGCUGCCUCUGUAGUCCAGUCAGCCAAUGCCGCACAGGAGACCUUGAGUGAAGCCUUGUUUAGUGCCUGGUCCGAUUCCGAUCUUAAGAGAUUCCUCGACGAGCACGGUAUUCAUGUUCCACAGGGCUCCAAACGCAAUGAGCUCAUUGCCUUGGCACGAAAGCAUCGCGCUGCUCUCGUUGACCAAGCCUCUUCCGCUUCCUCUUCCGUGUCCUCAACGGCUUCCGAAUACAUCGGCGCUGCUACAUCCAGAGCUGGCAACGAGUACGCACGUGCUACUGAUAACGCAAGCUUGAAGUCUCAGGAAGCUUUCGAUACUGCCAUCAACUCCUGGUCUGAUUCACGCCUCAAGGCCUUCCUUGAUGCCAGAGGCGUUCCCGUUCCCCAGAAGAACAAGCGCGAUGAGCUCCUCGCUCAAGUCAGACUCAACAAGCAUAAGGCUGCCACUGGCUGGUCCGCUUGGACCUUUGACACCUGGGACACUGAACACCUGAAGAAGUACCUCUCUUCUGUAAACUCGAAAGUCGCUCAUCGCGCCGGGGUUACCCGCGACGAACUCGUUAAGGAAGCCCAAGACACGUACGAAAAGGCCACCAAAGCCGGAGGCUCUCAGCUCGCUUCCGCAACUUCCUACCUCAAACAAGCCACCGCCAGCGCAAAGGACGCUACAUUUGACACCUGGAGUGACUCAGAUCUUAAGCAGUAUCUCGAUUCCUACGGCGUCCCAGUCUACCAGGGCACUGAGCUGAACGAGCUCCGCGCUGCGGCUCGGCGCAACGCCCAUUGGUUCAGAUACGGCACUUCCACACCCCAGGGAGCACUGUACGCCAAAUUCACCGGCGCUGCACAAUGGUUGUUAGACCAGUUGAAGAUUGGUGCAGCGAGCGGCAGAGCUCAGGGCCGGGAGGCUGCUGAGAAGUUGCAGGACAAAGCGGAAAAGAAGGCGGAGGAGGUUCGAUCUGAACUCUGAAGGUGAUGAAGUGAAAGCUGGUUGCGUAUGAUUGAACGAGCGUCCUUUUUUUGUGUACAGAGGGUCUUACGGCAUAUAAUUAUUUUCGUGAUGUUCAUUCCAUAACCCCAAUUAAUGGUACA
This is a messenger RNA of Aspergillus nidulans FGSC A4, 1863 nucleotides long. It is a transcript of the gene ish1, whose product is annotated as double-strand break repair enhancer MSC1. NCBI's taxonomy places the organism in Eukaryota, Fungi, Ascomycota, Eurotiomycetes, Eurotiales, Aspergillaceae. The transcript is spliced from 5 exons. The record is from RefSeq and is a predicted model, not a curated record. Bases 191 to 1741 code for a protein of 516 amino acids.